CAUCAACUUUAUUGUCCCAUCAUUCUUCCAAUUUUCCCAUUGGACCAUAUCCUCUUAACAUCAUCAAAUAGCCCAUCCCAUAUAUUGAAGUAGAUUUAUCCACAUCGAAAUCUUGAAAAUACGUACUUUCGAUUUUAAGCUAAAAUCCUGGAUGCACACUGUAUGGAGGGGAAGACACCCUUAAUUUGGUUUCAAGACAAAAACUUGUUUUUAUUUCUAUCUUUUAGCUUGCUGAUUGGUGUAGCAACUGGUCGGAGUGAUGUAUCAGACGAUGAAUAUACACGUGUUAAAAUUCACGGCAAUCAUGCAUUUUCCUUACUGAAAGUUCAUUCAUUAUCUCAUGAUAAACGUUUUGUACUCGUUCGUGAUCCUCAUAGUUGUACAAAUUUUGAAGAUAAACAUGUUACACGGGAAUCAUUAGAUAGUUUACAAAAGGUACAACGAGCUGAACGUCGAUCCGGUUCGUGUUGGAUAUCAUGGCAGAUGUUUUUAAAAUAUUUUUCAUCAAUCACCAUAUGUCGAUGGCGUGCAGAUAUGUUUGAUGUUCGAGCCGACGGUCAAUUUACAUUAGAUGCUAGUCAACCGAUAACGGUAUAUCAGUUUCAUUUACCAGCAGUCUCACAAAUCAAUAUUAGUCUAUAUUAUCAUAAACAAGAUCGAACACAACGCGUACUUCACACACAAUCAUUUUUAUUAUGUGAUAUUGAUCAUACCAAUGGGAAAACUGGUGAAUUGACUGCAAAUAUAAGCGGCACACGAGAUGGAUUUACGUCUUGGGAUGGAUCACUACGAAGUGGAAAUUAUGUUUUAAUUCCAUUUUCAACUAGUUUCUGGUCAAAGAGUGAAGAUACAUCAGCAUUAAACUAUACUGUUGUGAUUCAUGCAUCAAAUACAUUAGAACUAACUCCCGUUGAAGAACCAGUUACUUACUUGUCUGAUUGUUUAAUAGCGGCUGUUAUUAAAAAUGCCGAUAGAUCAACUAAGGAGAAAGAUUACAAAUAUUAUUCAACGAAAAACGGCUGCAUGGCAUUUGUGGCUGAAAAUUCGUCACAGCAAUAUUUAAACGUCACAAUUGAUUUUGAACAAGCCCGGCGAUUUUCAACUUCAAGACAAGCAUUUUUAACUAUCGAUUCAUUACCGCCGCGUACUCGUCAGAUUCUAUUUGUGGCCGAAUGGAAACCUCAAGGAAAUGGAACAUCAAGUAUGAAUUAUUCAUAUCUUACGGAACUUUGUAGUCAAAAAUCAGAAACUAUACCUCGUCUAAUGGAAAUUGAUAUCCAUCAACCGCGUCCCAUUUCACUUUAG
Messenger RNA from Didymodactylos carnosus, 1305 nucleotides. Lineage: Eukaryota; Metazoa; Rotifera; Eurotatoria; Philodinida; Philodinidae. The record is from the annotation of a GenBank genome assembly.